This is a messenger RNA of Pimephales promelas (fathead minnow), 1264 nucleotides long. It is a transcript of the gene cltrn, whose product is annotated as collectrin, amino acid transport regulator. NCBI's taxonomy places the organism in Eukaryota, Metazoa, Chordata, Actinopteri, Cypriniformes, Leuciscidae. Gene Ontology annotation, biological process: positive regulation of amino acid transport. Gene Ontology annotation, cellular component: plasma membrane; extracellular exosome. The record is from RefSeq and is a predicted model, not a curated record.
GCCCACGCCUGACCCUCGUUCGUGAGUACGCCGUCACUCUGAAGUGCAGUUACCGACGCCGUACUCGGAAACAAAAACAGAAGAAAUGACGUUCAGAUUCAUGUUGAUAUCACACACGGCACUGCUGUAAACAGCCUGUGUUUACAUAGACGAGAAGACAGGCUGGGAUGAAAACAACGCAGGUCAGCGCAGACACAUCUGUUGUUAUGAUGAAGAGAAAUCAUCCGCGAUUACGGACCUGAGAGCAAACACAAGAGCUGUUUACACACUCCCAAUAUAAUUUCCAAGCAAGCAGCAAUCCUUUCACAUGUACAUUUAUGUUCUCGGCUGACUGUGAAUAUAUGGUGUUUGUUGUUCUCUCUCUCUCUCUCUGGAGGAAGGUCUAGUAGUCAUUAACCAUUAAGCGUCUCCGUCCAGCCCUUUGUAUCUUGUGUUCUGAGCGGUUUAUAAUCUGUGAGCGCCGAGUUCAGUGGCGUGUGUGUUAAAGCUCAUCCAGAUAUCCAGAGAUGCGCAGCGCAGUUCUUCUCCUGAUACUCCUGCCGUCCAUGGCAGCCAAAGACCUCUGUAAAGACAGCAUGGAUGGAUUUAAAGUCAGACUCAGCAUUAAGACGGCCCUCGGGGAUAAAGCAUAUGAGUGGAAUAAGAGUGAGAUGUUUCUCUUCCAAUCCACUCUGGCGUUUGCGAUGAACCGCGCUAAUAAAUCUAAUCAGGAUACAAACUACAAUAUUGAAAACAUACUAGUGUGCAAUGAUACGAAAAGAGUGUCGUUCGUGUUCGUGGUGACGUCGCCAGAUGAUCCGAGCAAACUGGUCCCCAAAGAACAAGUGGAGCAAGCAGUGAGGUUGAGUAAGCAUCGCAUAAACAGUGCGUUCCUGUUAUCGGACAUGACCCUGGAGUUCGUGGGAAUCCCGCCGACGCUGGCGGCCCCGGUCAAAUACGACACUCCUCCUUGGCUCAUCGUGUUUGGUGUGGUCAUGGGUGCUGUGGCUGUGGGGAUCAUGGCUUUACUGACGUCUUCAGUUAGCAAAAGACGACGAGCCAAAGACAAAGCUGCUGGUUUUGCAGAAGAGGACGGCGGAAUAGUCACAGAUAACGGAACAUCACUUUCAAGCCUUAAAGGGAAAGACGGCGUCUAUAAUCAAGCGUUCUCAAACGACGACCGCUUCACCCAGCUGUAGACAGAGAAGAAGUAAAGCCAUUCAGUAUCGCAUAACCUCUAAAAUGCUUCAGAUAUCCCAAAGAAUGAUAUUCAUGUAUUGAGUAG